Clonostachys rhizophaga is the source of this 1956-nucleotide messenger RNA. NCBI's taxonomy places the organism in Eukaryota, Fungi, Ascomycota, Sordariomycetes, Hypocreales, Bionectriaceae. The record is from the annotation of a GenBank genome assembly.
AUGCAGGGUCGAGGCGACCUCGUCACCCGUCGAACCCAGUUCUCCAGUUGCGAUGAAUAUCGCAGAUCUCGCGUUGCUUGUGACUCUACGAGCCGUCGCAGCGAAGCCGGUGAUUCCUCAGUUUCCUAUACUCGCUAUCAGAAAGGUCAUUGGCUAUGCACCUUCAAGUGGAUGCAAGAUGCCAGGGUAGCAUCCUUCCCCCUGGAAAGCCAGGGGCGCAGGCGAGAAUCGGCUCGUACUGCGAGUGAGUUACGGUUUUCUCCGGACGAUAAGCACGUGGAUGCUUCAGCUGGAAAAAACCGGCUGCUCUCUGGGGUGGACUGGAGCGCAUCCCCUCUUGUUGUUCAGGACAUUCUAGAUCCCACCCUCCCUUCUCCUGCCCCUGAUUCUGCGCGACGUACUGUUGUAUCGCCAUCACACACACUAAUUACUUCUCCAAGCUCGGACUUUUUGAGCGAGCUGGAGUCCCAAUGGCUGUCUGCCCUCUAUAGAGAAGGGUUUGAAGCAGUCUUUGGGUCUUGGAUGGGCAGAUACAGCAAUCCCUUUGUGUUUGGACAGGAUAGUUUUGCCGAAAAAUAUGUCAGCAUCUCUGACCUCUGCUGCCAGUUGGAUCGAUGGAUGGCAGAAUCUUCCGACGGCCAGAACCUGGGCCAGCAAGAAAGCGAAACAGAUCGACAGAUUCAACAAUCUCUUCGGAGCACCAUUGCUUCUUAUUCCGCGAGGUGGCUUGACCUUACUGCCCAACCUGCUCCUUCAGGAUGCGCCCAUUUGGACGUCACCCAGGCACUCUGGCGAGACGCGCGGCGAGACAUGCUGAAAGCCAUUAACCGGCCUUCUUAUCGGUCGAUGAUAUCGCUUUUCCUCUUCGCGCUAACACCAAUACCGUACGGCAUAUCUGAAGAGGAGGAAGCUGAUGGAAUAUCGGGGCAGACUUGCGUCCAGGCAGCUCUGCAACAAAUACAAACUCUCCGAGCCAGGCAACGGAACUUGCAGUUCAGUGAGUCAAAGGUGUCUCCGCCCUCCACGAUGAAAGUCCAGGCUAUUUGCACAACUCCAGAGUCGACUGGAACCUCCAGCUUCAUUAAUGCCGAAAGCACGGCGUACUGGGCAGCCCUCACGUUCGAUACUUCGGCAUCCUUGACCCUCAAUUGCCGCUCCCUGCUCUCAUCCGGCCUGUUUGGCUUCGAAGCUGAAUUGCCGUGGCGUCUUGUGAGAACAACCUCCAAAAUGUUCGAUGAGACAGCCAAACACUGGGGCCUGAGCAGUUUCGAGAUGACAGACGAACGAGCGAAUCAAAUCAUCGCUGCAGGAGCGUCUUGGAACCUGUUGGGCUGGAAACUAACGGCGAUCUUCAAGGAAGCUCUCAGAGACGGCCAUGACGAGUUAGAAGUUCAAAAGGGAUAUGCCGCCGUUGUCGACUCUAUCAAGCAUUUCAACACUAUAUAUCGCCCCCGUCUCGACGCGUGCCAGAAACGCAUGCAGUUCCUCGGUCAGAAGACGAAGCUCCGCUGGUUGGAUUUCAUCGACGCCGCAAGUCGUUACGACCUGCUUGCAAGUUUUGCAGAGGAGAGCACCGAUGCGGAAACCACAGUCAUGAACACUCUAGCAUUUGGUUUGCACAACACGUACACGUUGAGUCCUUUGCCUGAUUUGACAUCCAACCACCCUAAUCCUUCAGUACCUAGCGGCAACGAAACUACCAUAACCGUUCCGCUUGUAUCUAUUGACCCCUACUCACAUCACGUUGUGGCCGGCGUGGCACUUAUGCGCAAGGCCAUUGACCGGAACUAUGGUGUUGGGAAAAUAGCCAAGGAACCAUACCAGAAUUUAUUGUCAACCUUGGAGCGUAUCUUGAGCCUUUUGCCUCAGUGCUCAAAAUCUGUCCAGGCUGUGACGACGAAGUUCUCCUCAAAGGCGCCAGAUGAGGAAUUGUCGAAUCCUCAGGCCUCUCCGUAA